Molecule: messenger RNA, 5295 nt
Organism: Indicator indicator
Lineage: Eukaryota; Metazoa; Chordata; Aves; Piciformes; Indicatoridae
Gene: ULK2
Product: unc-51 like autophagy activating kinase 2
Exons: 27
Coding region: 1-3138 (1045 amino acids)
Biological process (GO): peptidyl-serine phosphorylation; autophagy; positive regulation of autophagy
Cellular component (GO): cytoplasm; autophagosome
Molecular function (GO): ATP binding; protein serine/threonine kinase activity
Source: RefSeq, a predicted model, not a curated record
AUGGAGGUGGUGGGGGACUUUGAGUACAGCAAGAAGGACCUGAUAGGACACGGAGCCUUUGCUGUGGUCUUCAAAGGUCGCCACCGCAAGAAAACUGAUUGGGAAGUAGCCAUAAAGAGCAUUAACAAAAAGAACUUGUCAAAGUCACAAAUCCUACUUGGAAAAGAAAUAAAAAUCUUAAAGGAGCUUCAGCAUGAGAACAUUGUAGCUCUCUAUGAUGUCCAGGAAAUGCCCAAUUCUGUCUUUUUGGUAAUGGAGUACUGCAAUGGUGGGGAUUUGGCAGAUUACUUACAAGCUAAAGGAACUCUCAGUGAAGAUACCAUCAGAGUGUUCCUCCAGCAGAUUGCAGCAGCCAUGCGUAUUCUGCACAGCAAGGGAAUCAUUCAUCGAGACCUUAAACCGCAGAAUAUUUUGUUGUCUUACGCCAGUCGCAGGAAGUCGAAUGUCAGUGGCAUACGCAUCAAGAUAGCUGACUUUGGUUUUGCUCGUUAUCUGCAUAGCAACAUGAUGGCUGCAACUCUGUGUGGCUCCCCUAUGUAUAUGGCCCCUGAAGUGAUUAUGUCUCAACACUAUGAUGCUAAAGCAGACCUGUGGAGCAUAGGAACUGUGAUUUAUCAGUGUCUUGUUGGAAAACCACCUUUUCAGGCCAAUAGUCCUCAAGAUUUGAGAAUGUUUUAUGAAAAGAACAGGAAUUUGAUUCCUAGCAUUCCUAGGGAAACAUCAGCUUAUCUGGCUGACCUGCUGUUGGGUUUGCUUCAGAGAAACCAAAAAGAUAGAAUGGACUUUGAAGCAUUUUUCAACCACCCUUUCCUGGAUCAGAUUUCAACAGUCAAAAAGUCUUGUCCUGUACCAGUGCCCACAUAUGCUGGCUCAGUCUCUGGCAGUUCCUGUGGUAGCUCUCCUUCAUGCCGUUUUGCUUCUCCUCCAUCUCUGCCAGACAUGCAGCAUAUUCAAGAAGAAAAUUUGUCUUCCCCACCACUGGGUCCUCCAAACUAUCUUCAGGUCUCUAAAGAUUCUGCCAGUACCAGUAGCAAGAACUCCUCUUGUGACACAGAUGACUUUGUUCUUGUCCCACACAAUAUUUCUUCAGACCACUCAUAUGAUAUGCCAUUGGGAGCAGCUGGCAGGCGGGCUUCCAGCGAGUUCUUGAUGUGCGGAGGGCUCUGUCAGCCUUCAGUUUCCCCCCGCAGUGAAACGGCUCCCAUCCCGGUUCCCACUCAGCUCCGGAAUUACCAGCGCAUAGAACAGAACCUGUCCUCCACUGCCAGCCCUGUGUCAAACCCCCACGGAUCACCAAGAGCUGGGGUUGUGAGACGCUCCAAUACCAGCCCAAUGGGCUUCAUGAAGAUGGGCUCCUGUUCCCCAGUGCCAGCUGACACUGCACAGGCUGUUGGGCGCAGGCUAUCCACAGGAUCUUCUAGACCAUAUUCUCCUUCACCACUAGUUGGAACCAUACCUGAGCAGCUUGGGCACUGUUGUUGUGGACAACUUCAAGGACAUGAAUCAAGGAGUAGAAACUUCUCAGGUUCUCCAAUACCACCAUCUCAAUCUCCACAGUCCCUUUUGAUGGGAGCAAGGUUGCAGAGUGCUCCUACUCUGACAGAUAUUUACCAAAACAAACAGAAGCUCAGAAAGCAGCAUUCAGACCCAGUAUGCCCAUCCUAUGCUGGGUAUGGAUACAGUCAUUCUCCACAGCCAAGUAGGCCAGGCAGCCUGGGAACGUCUCCUACCAAACAUAUGGGAUCGUCUCCUAGGAGUUCAGACUGGCUGUUCAAAACUCCAUUGCCAACCAUCAUUGGCUCUCCUACUAAGGCAACAGCUCCUUUCAAAAUACCCAAAACUCAAGCAUCCUCCAACUUGCUGGCUCUGGCUAAUCGCCAGGGCUCAGCAGAUGCCCCGCUGCAGCCUAAAGACAUCACUGACCCAAGGGAUUUCACACACUUCCACUCCACCCAGGCAGGUGAAAAGCAGGCAGGAGAACAGCACGGUAAAACCCCGUUUGGCAGGUCUGUUAGUACUGGGAAGCUAUCAGAUCAACAGGUUAAAACUACUCUUGGUGGCCAGAUGUAUCAAGGCAGCACAGACAGCCUCAAUACAGAGAGACCAAUGGAUACAGCUCCAGCAGGGGCCUAUGGAAUUGCAAUGGCACCUCCUUCCAUGGGAAGUGGGGCAGGUUCUCGGGCUGUUAUGUUUACUGUUGGGUCCCCUCCAAGCAGCGCCACCCCUCCUACCUGCACCCAUAUGGUCCUCAGAACAAGAACCACCUCAGUUGGAUCAAACAGUUCUGGAGGGUCUCUCUGCUCCACCAGUGGCCGUGUGUAUAUGGGCUCUCCUCCUGGGAUUUACAUGGGCUCUUCUCCCCCGGGAGCCGAGGCAGCUCCGAGUCUGAAGUACAUGCCUUAUGGUACUUCACCUCCCAGCUUAGAGGGCUUUAUCACUUUUGAAGCUCCUGAAUUGCCUGAGGAAACUUUAAUGGAGAGAGAACACACAGAUACACUGCGUCACCUAAACAUGAUGCUGACAUUUACAGAAUGUGUCCUGGAUCUGACAGCAGUGCGAGGAGGAAACCCAGACCUGUGUACUUCCGCAGUUUCACUGUACCAAAUCCAGGAGAGCAUCGUUGUGGAUCAGAUCAGCCAGCUAAGCAAAGAAUGGGGACAAGUAGAGCAGCUGGUGCUGUACAUGAAAGCUGCCCAGUUACUAGCAUCUUCUCUGCAUCUUGCCAAAGCACAGGUCAAAUCGGGGAAGCUGAACCCAUCCACUGCUGUUAAACAAGUUGUGAAGAGCCUCAAUGAAAGAUACAAAUUCUGUAUCGGCAUGUGCAAGAAAUUGACAGAGAAGCUGAAUCGCUUCUUUUCGGACAAGCAGAGGUUCAUUGAUGAAAUCAACAGUGUAACUGCAGAGAAACUCAUCUACAGCUGUGCUGUAGAAAUGGUUCAGUCAGCAGCCCUGGAUGAGAUGUUUCAGCAGACUGAAGAUAUCACAUAUCGAUACCACAAAGCCGCCUUACUGCUGGAGGGGCUGACUAAAAUCCUGCAAGACCCUGCAGACAUAGAGAACGUACACAAGUAUAAAUCCAGCAUCGAGCGAAGGCUUUCCGCACUUUGCUAUAGCACCGUGGCUGUUUAUGAGCAGUAGGAAUAUCCUGAGGACCAGAUGGUGUGAACAUAAGGGACCACAUCAGUGAUACUGCACUUUUUUCACUACAGCUUCAUUGUUGUCCUUGUUCUGCCCCACGUGGAAGAUGAUUCUUACAUUUCUGUGGUGACUACCAAAGAAACAGCAGCAUAUUCAAAGAGGAGAAAUUCCAAAAGUACACUUGCCUUACCGAGCCAGCAGCUCCUUUUUCUUCCUAACAACAGAUUUUAAAAGAAUCUCUCUUCACAUUUCAAACUGAUCCUUUUAUGUAUGCUUUGACCUUGAAUCAUCAGGGUUGGUUUUUUUUUUUUUUCCCUUGUGAGAAAGGAUCAUAGAGUGGAUCUUUCUGCAUCAGGUACAAAAAGACAUUUCCCUCAGAAGAUUCCUUCAAAAGUUUGUGAAAAUGUGGCAGAGUGAAAUUGGGGAAACCCUAACCAGGUGCAAGUGCUGUUGGAACCUUUUGGGGCAAAGCUGGCUUGUGUUGGAGCUCACAUGUGAAGAUGGCUCAGCUUGGCACAUGAAGGGAUGGCAAGAGAGUGCUCUUCACACAGGUGGGGAGAGAUAGUGGUGGAAGAAAUUUGCUCUCCACCUGUGCACAAUCCCCAGUGGGUUUUCAGCUGAUGUGGAUACAAUUUGAUGAUCUUCUUCCAAAAUAUUUUGUUUUGCACUAAUUUACUAAAGCAACUGUACAUUCAUUAUUGAAGAACUAUACAUAUAAAAAAAAAAAAAGAAAGAAGGCACAGUGGACUUGGCUGAAUUUUAUUUCAGUGUACAUAAAAUUCUUUUCAGAAUUUCAAAUGUAGCUUCUAGAAGGACUUUCAAACUGUAAAAAACAAAAACCAACUUGUAUUCAUGUGAACUUUUCCAUUUUAUACCUGUUUGUCUAAUACUUGAGUACUGCUCUGGACUUUCUCAGUAAUAGCAAUGUUGAGUUGCUGGUUGUUUGCUUUUUCUAUAGAUUCGGUUGCAUCUUUUGUUGUGCAUGCAGUAUGUGCAUUAAUGCCUGCAGUCUUUAGGGGUAUAUUGACAGUUCUCUGUAGUUCUGUUUCUUGGGCAGUAUUACAAGAAAUACUGUAAACUGAAAGGUUCUGCAAGGAACCAUGCAAAUCCAGAAAAUAAUGUUGGGGUUUGAGAUGCCAAUAAGUUGGUGUAGGAUAUCUACAUAGAGUGUGGGGGGGAGGGGACAAAAAAAAAUCAGGAUUCUUUUGCGUGCAUUUUGGGGGAGAGGUGGGAAGCUUCAUUUAGCCUUAUAGGCAUUAUCAUUUCAAGCAUGCCAUGAGCUCAUCAGGACAGUGAUUUGCAGAGUAUUUAGGCAGACCAGGGAAUCCAAUAAAUGUAUAUAAAUAUCUGCGGUCUGAUGUCAGGAAUGAAGGGAGACAGCCUCUGCUCACUUGUGCCCUGGGAUAGGACCAAGGGGCAAUGGAUGGAAACUACAGCACAGAAGGUUCCACCUCAGCAUGAGGAAGAACUUCUUUACCGUAAGGAUCACGGAGCACUGGAACAGGGUCCCCAGAGAGGUUGUGGAGUCUCCUGCUCUGGAGACUUUCAAGACCUGUCUGGAUGCAUUCCUGUGUGAGCUGUGCUGGAUUCUAUAGUCGUGCUCUGGCAGGGGGGUUGGACCUGAAGAGCUCCAGAGGUCCCUUCCAACCCCUACCAUCCUGUGAUCCAGCUUCUCUGGAAACAGUUCCUAUGUUUUCUUUUGGGGACUUUUUGUUUGUUUGUUUGUUUGUUGUUUUAUUACUCAACUGCUCGAAUACUUGAAUAAACCAUUCUCCAGGACAACAACAACAACAAAAAAAUAAUUUUAAUCCUCUUAAACACAGUGGUCUGAACUCUUGGACAACAUUGUACAGGGCUUACACAUCAAAAAAUGAUGAUUUCAGUGUUGGGAUAACCAUGUGUUUCCUUUCCUUUGACAAGAGUAAUGUACUUUUUACCUUAUUUAUCUAUAUGAGAUUCCAGCAGUUAAUUUGAAAGUGUUUGUUUCUAUAAUGUUUGUAUUUUUAGGUCUUUAAUACGGUGUUUCUACCUCUCCUUUGUAAUUGCAUGCAACAUUCUUGAAACUAGGUAAUAACUCACUGAACUGUUGCGUAAUAGCCUUUUUAUUCUGGCCUGUAUAAAUGUAUAUUAAGGUAAAAAUAAAUACUGACACUAGAA